CCCGGUUACAUCCGGUUCGAGCACUACUGAAAAAAAAAUGUCAGGAGACAAGAACCUGCCAAACCGGCCUAACAACGAGGGACCUAAAAUCAAGACAUCUUCAAUUAUUGACGACUACAUAGUUCAAUGGAACCAGAAGCUUGGCACAGGCAUCAGUGGACCAGUAAGGCCAUGUACAAAGAGGAACAAUUGUAAGAAAUUUGCCCUGAAAUGUCUGCUGGACAUCCCGAAAGCUAGGACAGAGGUUAAUCUGCAUAAGAUGUGCAGUGGCCAUGACAAUAUUGUGUCUGUGUAUGAUGUGUAUGCUAAUGAUAUACAAUUUCCAGGGGAACCACAUGCAAAACCUAGACUCUUGGUGGUGUUGGAGUAUAUGCAGGGUGGAGAAUUCUUUGACAGAAUCAGUAAAGAAAGUGGAUUCACAGAAAGAAAAGCAGCCAAGUACCUUAGACAGAUCGCAAAUGCAGUUCUAAGAUGCCACAGCCUAAAUAUUGCCCACAGGGACUUAAAACCAGAGAAUCUGCUGUUGAGAGACAAUACAGAGGAUGCUUUGGUGAAACUGACUGAUUUCGGAUUUGCUAAAAUUGACGAUGGAAAUCUUCAGACGCCUCAUUUCACUCCGUACUACGUAGCUCCCCAGGUUUUAGAAGCUCAUAAAUAUCAAUCAAAGCAGAAGAGAGGAGUCAUACCUACCUCCAAACCAUACACCUACGAUAAGAGCUGUGACAUGUGGAGUAUGGGUGUUAUUUUGUACAUCAUGCUGUGUGGCUACCCUCCAUUUUACUCGGAGACACCAACCAGACAGAUCACGUCGGCCAUGAGGAAGAAGAUUCUCUCAGGACAGUAUGAGUUCCCUGAGGAUGACUGGCAGUAUAUCUCAGAUUCUGCUAAAGAUGUUGUGAAAAGUUUACUACAUGUAGAUCCAUCAGUCAGAAUGAACAUCCAUGAGUUGCUCAGUCAUCCGUGGUUAAAUGAGGCUCCGGACACCAAACUACAGUCACCUGCUGUGUUUAUGGACAAGAUUGGUAUGGAAGAUAUAAAAUUAGCACAUUCACAACACCUGACAAGCAUGAGAAUACCGGAUAAUAAUGUCACGCUCAAACCACUGACAGACACGGAAAACCCAAUAUUCCGUAAACGGAAGUUAAGACAAAGCAGUAUAGACGAUAGCAAGGAAAGUCUGGAACCCUCCCCUCAAAAGGUCAAGGCCGAUAAUCUCAAGGUCAGGGCCCUGAGGGACAUUAUAGCCUACUGUGUCCUUCCUCCUAAAGUGGACGAUGAUGAAAGUGUACUGAACAAUUUGGUAACCAAGGCUAUGCAGGAAUCAGAAGUCAAAAAUGGAAUUUGUAAUGUUCUUGAUUCAUGGAAAUGGGAUGGUAAUAAAUUUCAGAAAAAGGUAGAAAAAGCUAAAUUAGCACAGGAACUAAGUUUGCUAGUAAGAAGUAUAACAGAGUCUAAUUCCCACACAGAAGACCCGGACUCCUGACGAGGAACUACCUCUUAAAUCUCCAUCUGUAAUAUACAGCAUCUUCAUUUGUCAAAACAAAACUGCACAAACACCUGUAAAUGUCACCAUGUUAUCAUUUACCUCUUAUGUCUGAGAUAUGGCUGUUUAAGAAAUAAUUAACGAUGAUUCGUGUAUUAUUGCAGGAUAUACAACGAGGACGAGGAUAUUUUGCAAUUAAAUUAAUAACGAAGGCCGCAGGCCUGAGUUAUUAAUUAAAAUUGCAAAAUAUCCGAGUCCGAGUUGUAUAUCCUGCAACAAUACACGAGUCAAAGUUGAUUAUUUCUAUUCUACCAUGUACUGUUUAGUUCUGAGAUUGACCUCUUUCUAAUAGAAAAACAGCAAAGAAACCUUGUAAUUUAUUUC
Messenger RNA from Pecten maximus, 1867 nucleotides. Its product is annotated as MAP kinase-activated protein kinase 5-like. The record is from RefSeq and is a predicted model, not a curated record. Gene Ontology annotation, biological process: protein autophosphorylation; Ras protein signal transduction; peptidyl-serine phosphorylation. Bases 38 to 1483 code for a protein of 481 amino acids. Gene Ontology annotation, cellular component: nucleus; cytoplasm. Gene Ontology annotation, molecular function: calmodulin binding; calcium-dependent protein serine/threonine kinase activity; ATP binding. Lineage: Eukaryota; Metazoa; Mollusca; Bivalvia; Pectinida; Pectinidae. The transcript is spliced from 13 exons.